Venustampulla echinocandica is the source of this 2823-nucleotide messenger RNA. RefSeq names its product p-loop containing nucleoside triphosphate hydrolase. The record is from RefSeq and is a predicted model, not a curated record. Gene Ontology annotation, cellular component: intracellular anatomical structure; catalytic step 2 spliceosome. Lineage: Eukaryota; Fungi; Ascomycota; Leotiomycetes; Helotiales; Pleuroascaceae. The transcript has a single exon. The coding region runs from base 1 to 2823 and encodes 940 amino acids. Gene Ontology annotation, molecular function: RNA binding.
AUGCCUGAGAAGGUCCACAAGAAAUUCGGGGACGAGCCUGGAGGCUCAACCUCAGCUCCGGUUGAUGGCAAUACAUCGGCUGGUGCGCCUUCGCCUUCAAAACCAUCGUCAACCAAGGGCAAUGCUCGCACAGGCGGUCGGAAGAAGCUUCAAGUUGACAAACCGAAACCCUCAAUUGAUGCGAAGGCUUCCAAAGACUCAGACAAGAAAGGUACUCGUAAACGCCAGGCAGACCCCGAUUCCGCAAAAGAUGAAAGGGCAAGAAAGUCCCCGAAGCUCGAGUCAAAACCAAGACAAUCAGAUACCAAGUCAAGCAAUUUCCAUGGCAAACCUCAACGCCAGGGCCCGUCUGCCCAAGAGCUUCAGAAGAUUGCCAAAGACCUCGACGCAAACCGCAAGAAUCUUCCAGUUUGGCUCAAGAAAAUGGAUAUUCGCUGGGGUCUGCGAAACCAUGACAUCCUCCUCGUCACCGGUGAAACUGGCUCAGGGAAGAGUACUCAAAUCCCUCAGUUCCUCUACACAGAGCCGUGGUGCAAAAGGGAGACGGUCAAGGUCACAAACAAGGAUGGGAAGCAGGUUGAGGUCGCCGUCGGAGGAAUGAUAGCAGUUACUCAACCUCGUCGAGUCGCAGCCAUAACCCUCGCACAGCGCGUUGCAGCUGAACUUGGAUCUCCCCUCAACAAGACCGGCGAACCAGGAAAGGUGGGAUAUUCCGUACGUUUUGACUCUUGUGUCCCUCCGGGAACGAAGAUCAAGUUCGUUACAGAGGGAACCCUGCUACAAGAAAUGCUUACGGACCCAUAUCUCCGGAAAUACAGCGCCGUCAUUGUCGAUGAAAUCCAUGAGAGGAGUGUUGAUGUUGACCUCAUUGCUGGCUUCCUUAGGCAGCUCGUCCACGGCGACAAAAAGGGUCGUGGUGGAGCUCCGCUCAAGGUUAUUGUCAUGAGCGCAACAUUUGAUCUUGGGGGUCUCGAGGCAUUCUUUUCAAUACCAGGAACCCAUCCCGGCGGAUAUGAACCGGGCAAAAACCAUGGGAGGAUCAUUGCACCACAUAUUCUGGAACAAGAAAAGGCCCGGGAGUUAGCCGAAAGUUUGAAGACUGGUGAGAUGAAAGCUACUGAGACGAAGAUUGCUGAGAUAAAAGUCGCUGAGACUAAGGUUGUUGAGGCCAAGAUUGGUGGCGAGUCCGAUGAAUCACGCCGAUCAUCCUUGGAAUCGUUUUCAUCUUGGGGCGGUUUCAGCGAGGAUAACAAUGGCGAAAAUAGUAGCACUUCACCUCCCAAAGACCAGGCAGAUGGAGUUGAUGCCACGAAGAAUAGCAUCCAAGCCUCCAACAAAAGCACGAGCGGCGAUGGUCCAUCUAGCACAACAGCGAAACCACCCAAGCCUAAGGCAAGACCUGGAGUCCCAGAAGAAGAUAUUUCUGAAAACGGCGUGGCUAUUGAAUACAUUCGAGGACGGCAAUACCCGGUUGAAACUCUCUUCGAUGCUGACCCUAUCGAAGACUAUAUGUUGGCCAUGCUUCAAACCAUUCUUGACUUACAUAUCCAUGAGCCAUUACCAGGAGACAUUCUCGCCUUCCUUACGGGCCAAGAUGAGAUUGAGUCCCUCAAGUCCCAGCUUGAGCACUACGGAGAGAAGCUUCUCAACACUGUACCAAAGAUGCAAAUCAUGCCGCUGUAUGGCUCACUUUCUCCGGCAGCCCAGCAAGCUGCAUUUAUGAAGGUUGAUCAGAGGUUCACGCGCAAGAUCGUCCUGGCUACCAACAUUGCAGAGACGUCCGUGACAGUCGCUGGUGUACGCUACGUGGUCGACUGCGGCAAGGUCAAGGUCAAGAAAUAUCGCCCACAUCUGGGAAUGGAAUCCCUCCUUGUGCAGAACAUUUCAAGAACCUCUGCCCUCCAGCGAAUGGGUCGUGCUGGUCGAGAAGCCAAGGGAAAGUGCCAUAGAAUCUAUACAAUGGGGGAACUCAAGGAAUUCGACGAAGACGAGUGCCCAGAGAUAUUACGCUGUGAUGUCUUGGAAGCAGUCCUUAAGAUGAAGGCCCGUGGCGUCGACGAUGUUCUGAACUUCCCGCUCAUGGAUAUGCCCGAUAGCCACACUAUGCAGAAGGCGCUAGUUCAUCUCUAUGUUAUGGGCGCACUGGAUCUCGAGAGCCAGCUCACCAAGACUGGGAAGAUGAUGGCCAGCUUUCCACUUCCUGCUGUUUAUGGCCGAGUCGUAAUUGCAGCUGCGGAAGCAGGUUGUCUCCUCGAAACCAUCGACAUCGUUGCUUGCCUCACGUCCGACUCUGAGGUUUUUCUGCAGCCAAAAUCAGAAGAGCAGAACGAGGCCAUAAAGGAGAAUCGAAACGAUAUCUACCGACGCGAGGGCGAUAUCAUCACUCUCCUCACCACAAUCGAACGCUACGCCUCCGAGGCCACCGACCGCAAGGCCUGGUGCGAAAAGCGAUUCGUCUCACCCCGUGCAAUGAAACUGGCUCUCGAUAUCCGCAAACAACUCCGCCAGCUUUGCCAUAAGUUUAAACUCCUCGAUGAGAUGCCGCCUCCUGAUCCACAGCCCUUCGAGCCCAUCACCCCCGAGAUGGCUGAGACGGUGCUUAAGACGUUCUUGAAGGCAUUCAUUACCAAGACGGCCGUCCUGGCCGAUGAUGGAGGCUACAACACCACGUAUGGGAAGCAAAAGGUUUUGAUCCAUCCAUCCAGCGUGUUGUAUGGAAGGAAGAUGGAGGCUAUUUUGUUCUUGGAGCAUGUGUACACGACGAAGAAUUAUGCUAAGAAGAUUAGUGCGAUCCAGGCGGAUUGGAUUGGUGAGGCUGUCUGA